AUGGAGUCGAGUAAUACAAUCCCGCUUACAAUGAAGGCCGCUCAAUGGCGCACUAUCAGAGGCGGCAUCGAGAGAAACCUGAAGUUUAGCGUCGAUGCCAAACUCCCGAAAGACUCCCACAGUCUCGCGAACGGUCACACGCUCGUCAAGGUGGCCUACGCAUCCGUCAACCAUCUAGAUUAUAAAGUUGCCGAGAUGCCAUUAGCAAGUAUGUUUUUUACCAAACCCGUUACACCGGGUCUUGAUUACUCUGGCACAAUUAUUUCCACGACACUUGAAGAGUUCGGGGCCGGGCAUCGUGUCUUUGGGAGAACCGAGCUGCCGACUGGUGGGACUAUGGCAGAGUAUGUUGUAGUUGGGGAGAAGGGCUUAGCUGCGGUGCCAGAUGGAGUGUCUUUGAGAGAUGCGGCAUGUGUUGGGAUUUGUGGAACGACGAAUGUGCAAUACCUCGCGUCCGUCAUCAAAACGGGAGACAAGGUCUUCAUUAAUGGUGGCAGCGGUGGUGUCGGUACAUUUGCGAUUCAAGUUGCAAAAGCUAUGGGGUGCUUGCACAUCACAACUACUUGUUCAGCCUCUAAUUCCGAAUUCUGUCACGCUCUUGGGGCUGACGAGACCAUCGAUUACAGGUCUGAAAAUGUAUUGGAAAUACUGAAGAACAGGGAGGAGCAGUUUGAUCUGGUCUAUGAUACAAUCUUCAGCAACCCCAGUCUCUACUGGCAAUCGCACAAUUACCUCAAGCCGCACGGAUCCUACAUCUGUGUUGGACUCCCAUCCAUCUUUCAGUUCAUCAAGACGUUUUUGAGUAUCAAAUUACUACCUCGAUGGUUGGGUGGUGGAAAGAGAACCUUCAAGUUUCAGUCAGUCGUUGCGAAUCGGCAGGACUUUGAACAGAUGGCUGAAUGGAUCAGGGAAGAAAAAGUAAAGGUCGUUGUCGAGGAGGGGUUUGUCCUGGAGGAUGCGGAUAGGGCCUAUGCGAGUUUGAAAGGGGGCAGGACCAGAGGAAAGAUAGUGGUUCGUAUUGGCGGAGAACCUGAUGGUGAACAGUGA
Messenger RNA from Fusarium pseudograminearum CS3096, 1047 nucleotides. RefSeq lists its product as uncharacterized. NCBI's taxonomy places the organism in Eukaryota, Fungi, Ascomycota, Sordariomycetes, Hypocreales, Nectriaceae. The record is from RefSeq and is a predicted model, not a curated record. Gene Ontology annotation, molecular function: oxidoreductase activity. The transcript has a single exon. The coding region runs from base 1 to 1047 and encodes 348 amino acids.